AUGAAAGUAUUCUUCAUUCUUGCACUCAUGCUCACUUUGUUCUCUGUGAGUCUCUGCGAAACGAAGAAAAUGUGCAGGAUGUGCAAGCUUGGUGUGGAGGGGGCAGGACUGGAACUGCUAUUUAAAGAGCCGGAAGUGUUGAAGAAGGAUUUGAAGAAUGGAGUAUGCAAAACAAUGGCCGAGCUCAAGCCUAUCUGCGCUGAUAUGGACUCGAUUCUGAAGCAAAUGAAGGGUGGUGCAUCCUCCGAAACUAUCUGCAAACAAUAUAAGUUUUGCUGA
This is a messenger RNA of Cooperia oncophora, 279 nucleotides long. The record is from the annotation of a GenBank genome assembly. Lineage: Eukaryota; Metazoa; Nematoda; Chromadorea; Rhabditida; Trichostrongylidae.